Messenger RNA from Brassica rapa (field mustard), 2432 nucleotides. RefSeq lists its product as uncharacterized. Gene Ontology annotation, cellular component: cytoplasm. Lineage: Eukaryota; Viridiplantae; Streptophyta; Magnoliopsida; Brassicales; Brassicaceae. The record is from RefSeq and is a predicted model, not a curated record. Gene Ontology annotation, biological process: protein ubiquitination. Gene Ontology annotation, molecular function: ubiquitin protein ligase activity.
CCAUUUCAAAUUUAAUUAAUAAAAUGGCCAAAAUUGAUGUCAGAAAAAAAAAACAUACAAGCUGAUAAUUUAGUUGUACAUACAUAUAUGUACGCGUUGCACAAUAUCAAAGACAACAUUAUUAAAAAUCUGAAUCUGAUUUUAAUCAGUUUACGAGUAAUUUACUUCUAUAUUGUAAAAGGUCAAAAUUUAAAAUUCUAUCGCAACUCUCUUCUAUAGUUUUUUUUUUCUUUUGAAUUAACAUGGAGUAUCAUAAACCUAUGUAAGAGCUCAAACUAAUCUUCAACUAAAAAUAUGGCCCAUAGAUAGAUUUUUUCUCCGGAUAUUUAAAUGGACUGAUAGGAAGGAUCGAUAUCUACGUGAGAAUCUAGAAUAAUGGGUGAUUUAGUUUCGCGCGACAGAUGGAUCGAACCUAAAACGUGUUUGCAUCCAAGUAUUUCUCUUACCACCCGACCACAAGGUCCGGGACCUCUUCUUCUUGUAGCAUUGCAAUUGAAUUAGACAUCGGUCUAGAAAUAUUCAACAGAGAGCAAAGGAAGCAAUGGUAGCGCUUCAGGAAUUUCAAUCUAAUGGCUCCUGGUGAGUGGUGACCGUUGUUUGCUGCGCAAGGUUGGUGUGAGAAGAUCAAUAUGUAUUGAUAUCAUUGACUUAACAGUUUAUGUAGUCAAGGGGAAAAAAAAUUAUAAUAUUUUUAUUCACAAAAGAAGAACGAAAAUCCUGAGCACCUCAGGAACGAUUUUUUGGUAUUUGAUUAUUAAUGCAACAACCCAAGUUUGAGUAUUAAAUGUUUGAUGUGAGUAUUGGUAGAAACAAGAAUUAGUACAUACAGAUAGAAGUACGGCCCAAUACAGUCAAAGUUUUACAGCGUAGCGAUAUAAAGGCCCGUUAAAGUACGGCCCAAUAUAUAGUCAAAGUCUUUAUUACACAAUUUUUUUAAAAAAUAAAUAGCGAAAAGGUUGCUCAUUCUAAAACAACGAGAGGAGAAAGCGAGAGAGAGAGAAGGCGGAAGAAAUGGCGGAGAUGUCUUACCUUCAGAUCCACGACGCAAACGAUGCCGUUUUGAACCAUUUUAACCGUAACCUCCACCAACGCCGUCAACACCACCAAUCGCUCUCCCAGAUCCUCGAUUCGCUUCCUCACUGGGUCCAAUCCGACGACGACGUCGAUCUCUACGUCUCUCAAUCCGAACUCGACGUCUCGGCCGCCGUAGGUCUUGAUCUGCUCGAGAGGCGAAGCUUCGUCAUGGAUUUGUUCCACCAGCGCGUUGAGCAAUCUCAGGUAAGCCCGCUUGGUGGCGAUUACGAGAGUGCGGGUUCAGAUUCUGGUUUCGGUGUGGUAGAGGGAGAUCGCGACAUGCGCGGGGGUAGUUUGGGACUUGAUUUCGGGUUAGGGUUAGGAUCCGGUAGAGGCUUUGUUGAUUGUGAUGAUGAUGAUGAUGAAGACGAUUUGUUUGAUGGGAUUAGAUACUUAGGAAUGGAUUCUGGUGAUGUUAUAGUUACUGUUGAAUCUGGUUUUGAUUCUGAUGUUGAAGAAGAUGAUCCAGAGAAGGAGAUCUGGGGAGUUGAUUUGAAUGAAGAAGAUGAGUAUGUGAAUGAUGAUGAUGAUGAUGAUGAUGAUGAUGAUGAUGAGGAUGAGGAUGAUAGUGUGACAAUCCCUCUUUGUUGGGAUUCGCUUAAUUUGGAAGACAAUGAGGAGGAGUUCGAGUGGGAAGAAGUUGAUGAUGGUGAUGAGAGGGAGGUUUCAGCAGAAGGUGAUGAUAACAACUCUGUUUCAGUCUCCGUCUCUGCUACAAUCUCUCAAGAAGAUUUAGCAAUAGGUGAGAGGAGAGGGUAUCUAGGGUGGGAAGUUUUGUUGAACUCUCGUAGUCUCGAGUUUAACCUAGACGACGCAGAAAGCAACAUGGAGUUAUACAUUGGUGGCGAUAUUGAUCAACAAGAAGACGAUGAGGAUUAUCUUCAUACGACGGAGUAUGAGAUGUUGUUUGAGGCUGAGAUCUCAUCUGGUCUUGGUAAGCCUCCAGCUUCCAAAUCAUUCAUAAAGAAUCUCAAAGUCUCUCCUUUGACCAAAGAGGAUGUUACGGAGGAGAACGAUGGUGAUGCAAUGUGUUGCGCGGUAUGCAGAGAAGAGAUGAGUGUUGGGAAUGAGGUUGCAGAGUUGCCUUGUAGACACAAGUACCAUGGUGAAUGUAUUGUUCCAUGGCUUGGGAUUAGGAACACGUGUCCGGUUUGUCGUUUUGAGUUGCCUUCAGAUGAGACUGAGCAGAGCCGGUUUUGAAUACCCCUGAAAAAUUAGGGUUUACUGUAGAAGAAGAUGAUGUUGACUUUGUUUGUGAUUAAUAACAUGAUAAGCUGACUUGUGUUGUGUUUGGUCUAAGAAAAUACAUUGCUUAUAUUUGCAAAUUUUUAUAAAAUAUAUGAGAAUUUCUUACAAAA